Molecule: messenger RNA, 2969 nt
Organism: Porites lobata
Lineage: Eukaryota; Metazoa; Cnidaria; Anthozoa; Scleractinia; Poritidae
Source: the annotation of a GenBank genome assembly
AUGUCAUCAUUGAAAACUUCGGCUGCCAUUAUUGACAUACUUAGGCUGGAAUACAAAGAAACUCUUUUGCAGAUUAAAAGAGGAUUGACCAAAGAUCAGUUUAAAGAACUUCGUUUUUACUUCGACGUCCUUAUUCCUGAGGAAACUAUGGAAAUCCUGGAACUUUUUCGUGCAUUGGAAAAUGUCCAAAAGAUUUCAUGGGAAAACGUAGGUUUCCUUAAAAAAGGGUUGGAUGCAGUAUGGAGACUGGAUCUUGUCGAAAUCUUGACUGGAUUUGAAAAGAAAAGGGAUCUAACGAAGUUUAUUGCCAAAAUCGUCGAUAAUUCCUUAGCGAGCGAAGGCGGACGACCCUCGCUUAAGCCGGAAGAUAUUGAACGGUGUUGGAGCGCCGCAAAUGAGCUUUACUGUUGGAUGCAGAGACACCAGAUUAGUUGGGUGAGUUGUCAAAUAUAUCCAUCUUCAAAAAUCUAAGAUUUUAGAAACGUAUUUGGAUGAGUGUUUGAAUUGGGGGAGAGUUCUGGAUGCCACGUAUCCACGCAUUGUUUUGUUUGUGUGUGUGUGCCUUGUCUGUUUGUUUUGUUGUUUUUUUUCGCCUUUUUAUCACAGCCGUGAAAAUUUGCUUUCACAUGUUGAAGUUGGUCAAGUUAUUAUUUUUCUAAUUCUAUUGCUAUAUUAGUUUCUGCUUUGGUUACGUUGAAGCCAUCUGAAAUAUGAAAACUAGAAGGGGGCGUCAAUAGCACCAGAACACAAAUGACGUCAUGCCAGAAUGACUAAUUUGCAAUGUUUGUCUGCCUUUUGCCAUUUUUGUCAUUUCAAUGACAAAAGUCACACAAACAGGUCACUUUCAUGAUAAAAGACAAACAAAAGUGAGGAAUUUGCCUAUGUUAAAUUCAAUUUGUUUGUCUUAAGCUUCGUUCAAAAGGACACAUUGUGAGGCAGUGGCAUGCAAACGGAUUAAUGUGGGACAUGCAAUGCAUCGUGGGAAGGAUACAACCCAUAAGACUUUGGAGACCAUGUGCACGAGUGUGUGACUCCAACAAUGUUGGAAAGAGCUAUGAAAACGUAUCUAACAUUGUUGAGCUACGCUUCACCUAUUACGUAACAAAAAAAAUGUUGGGAGUUGUUUGCUCAAUAGUUUGAUCGGUUUUAAACUUUGCGCGAUAACAUGCAAUUUAACAGGGUGUGCAAACGGGCCCAACGUGUAAAUUCCAAAGAUUUUAAUUUGGGAGUUGUUGGCCAACAAUGUUGCGUCCGUUUGCAUGGGGCUUUAGUAACUGUGCGUGGCGAUGUUGGAAUAUGCCCCAUGCUGUGAUGUGAUUUUGUUUCAAAUAAAUAUUCCGAACGUGGAAAAAAUAGUUGCAACAUGCAUGAACAGCAGUACAUUCUUUUGUAGAAAUAGCGACACCUGCUUGUUAUCACAGAUGUUGGUGUUUGAAAUAUUUGGUUCUAAAGCUCUUUGUGCAUGACUUAAUUUAAUUGCCUAUUAAAAUCAGCAUAUUCAUAUUUCCUGCGCGGGGAAUUCGGCUCCUUCUGGCAGGCAAAAAGAGGUUCAGCGUCUGAACGGAAUGUAAUGGUGUCACUUCAGAAAACAGCCUACUUGUUACUUAGACUUUGCCUAAAUUUAAACAUUCAAAGCACGUUUACACAGGAGGAGAUUUUUCCGGUUUCAUAACUUUUUCGGGUUUAUUACAUUCAGGGAAGGCGUUUAUACUAAAAGCGUAUUUGGAUUCCCAACCGUUUACACACAUCGUUCCAUCCGGGGAGCUUUAGCCUGUUCCAGGAGUUCAGACAGUAGUGCGCGGGAGAAAAAUUGACUAGGGAAAAACGAGGGGAUGAUAGGGAAACACCGCGCUCUACUAUCUGAACGCCUGGAACAAGCUUCAGCAACGACGACGUCAGCCGCAGCGAGAACGUCAAAAAGCGGUAGGUUAAUAAACAAAACAAAAAAAUAUUUUGCACGUGCAGCGAGGCUUUUUGAUACAUUUAUUUGCCGUCCGUAAUUAAGCGACCCGACUGAACGGAACUUUCUUGGCUUUUCAAACUUGGGUGCGUUUCCUAAGAAUUCAUCUCCAGGGAGAUUCACCUACAAUUGCCAUUUUAAGAAAGUUGGUAAAAACGUGCAAAAGUUUGCUAAAACGCGAAUUUAUUUUAAUAGUGACGUUUUUGCUGCACCUCGUCGUCGUCGCUUCAUGAACGCGACAGUUCCUAUUUGGGUUACCGCAAACUCGUGUGACCGAAGGCGGAAAAGUUUCGGAAUCCGUUAGAGGGAAAACAUUGCGGAUCGGAUUCACUUUAGUUCUUGCAUUUGAAAUCUCCGGAAACUUAACCAAAACGGGACGUUUUUAUCCGGAUUCACACAUCUGCGUGCUUAAAAGAAAAAGAAAACGAAUCCGGGAUCAAAAUUUAAGAAUCCCGAAAAAGAACCUCCAGUCUAAACAUAACCUUAAAUAAAUGCACGAAUAAAUGCUGCACUUUCGCUUCGGGAAAUUCCCGACUUCAUCAGAUCCGGUCUCCAAAAGCAAGGUCAGAAGGGCGUGGUCCAGGAGAAAUAAACAAAGGAGUCUUUUUAAGACCGUCAUUUACAUCUUUUAAACUAAAACAGUCUUCAAUUAUCGAGGGAAAAAAUCCUAUAAAAUAAGUGGCAUGCAAAUUACGUCCAGUUUCUAUUUAAACUCCAGGUUUUAACUAACAAAUAUAUGCUUCCUCUGAGGCGCUGGAUAGGCAGGGCCAUUAUAUAUUUCGUUAUUGUUGUAUUUUUUAGGAAGAUUUCUGCGUUCAUUUAAAAGACCAGUACAAUUCAGUUAACCAUCAACACAGCUCAGAAGCCAGCAGCUUACUUGUCAAAUCGAAAAUAGCUGAGGUGGUGCAACAGCUCGAGGACAAUCUCCUUGGUCCCUGAGGAGGUUCAUCACCUAGGCGAAAAAAAAAAAAAUUUAAAAAAAUAAACAAGACCUACCUCUCUCAUGGAC